UGUUAUAUUGUACUAUAUAAUGUUACCGUGAGAAACGUUCUCGCUAUUUUGUUUCUUUUUGUCGCAUUAAAUGUAACUUGGAAAAAUGCGAGUAAAUUUGUUAUCAUUUCUUUUUGUUGGAAUAUUUUCAUCAAUUGCAGAAUGUCAAAGAGGAAAUAUGUUUGGUAGAGGCAGGGGACCUCAAUUUCAAUCCCAAUCAAAUUCAAAUAGAGGAAGUUCUUUCGGAAAUGGUCCACGAUUUGGAACAAACAGUCGACAGCCAGCUCGUGCCAACAGCAGACGACGAUCUUCACCCCAGGUUCCAAGAGCUUCUCAAAGACAAACACCUGAAAUUAUAAUUGAGUUCCGAAAUAACGGAGGAGGACAGUGGCAAAACACUGAUGUGAAUUCACGAUUUGAUAAAGGAAAUCUUGAUUCCAGAAGCCAGAGAAGACCAGGAAACAGAAUAGAUGCCGGUCCAUCCAAAGAUGGAUGGAACAAUAACAGAAUUCCUCAAAGCAAUGGUCAGUCGAGAGAUCGAUUAAACAAUAACAGAAUUCCUCAAAGCAAUGGUCAGUCGAGAGAUCGAUUAAACAAUAACAGAAUUCCUCAAAGCAAUGGUCAGUCUAGAGACCGAUUGAACAAUGACAGAUUUUCUCAAAGCAAUAGUCAGUCUAGAGACCAAUUCAACAAUAACAGAUUUUCUCAAAGCAAAAGUCAGCCUGGAGACCAAUUUAACAAUAACAGAUUUUCUCAAAACAGUGGUCAGUUUCAGUCUAGAGAUCGUAGUAAUAAUGAUAGAGUUGGUCAAAACAACAUAGGUAGUCAAAACAACAUAGGUAGUCAAAGCUUCAGACAAAACACUAAUCAAAAUAGCGCGUUCGUUGAUUCUCACCAUGGUAAUAUCCAUGACUUAUCUGCUGGCAUGUCUUUACAGAAUCACCAACAAACACACCAAAAUAUAGCACAUGACCUUCAUCAACCAAUCAGUGAUAACCAUCAUCUCAGCAGCAAUUCAAAUAUGCAUCACGUGACCGCGAAUAACAUUGCAUUAGGUGCAUCUAAUCACCUACUAAAUGGAAAUUUAGGAUCUGGACCUAGAAAUGUAAAUAUAAAUUCUGAAAUUCUAGGAUUAGUUAAUGCAGUCCCUCUUGACCAAACAGUCCAUCAUCAGACUGGUCAGUUUUCGAAUUCAUUGUCACCAAAUAAUGCACUUAAACCAGGAACACACGGACUCACUGGACAACAUGUUGGUCUUGUUGGACAUAGCGCAAUAAAUACACGGACACAUGGAAAUAUUGGCCUUUCUGGACUGAAUGAAGUACACUCAGGGAUAAAUACCCAUAAUCUACACAAUGCCAAUGGGGUUAAUCUAGGUCCCCAUGGUAACGGAGUAGCCACGUCCGGAUUGCCUGACCUAGCGUCAGCUACAAGCGGACACAAUGUUGGGUUACAUACAAAUUCUUUAGUUGGUGAUGUUGUAGGGAAACAAGCUAGUCAUCAAGGUCUAAAUAAUGUCAAUGGUUUGUCAACAGGAACUUUAAGUCAAGCUACAAAUCUUGGCAGUUCAUUCUCUAAUCAACACGUUCAAAAUUCUCAUAACCAAAUGAUUAAUGGCCUAAGUAAUGCCAUCGCCAACAAUCAAAUAUUAGACCUAGGGAACCAACAAAAUCAAAUCUCAGCUAUGCAAGCCGUUCUUGGUCAAGCUAAUUCUCUACAGAAUCAUCACCUAGCUACUCAUCUAUCAAACUCUGUUGGACAGAUAAAUACAUCUUUGGUGACUGCUUCAACUAGUACAAGGAACAACGCAGGAAACGGAAGUGCAGGUUUUCCAGGGGCUAACAAUAUUGAUUUGAAUAACACAAUACAAAGUCUUAACAAUAUUAUUGCCUCAAAUGCAUCUCCCGGGUUGUCUCCCGUAGCAUCUAACAAGAUAGCAGCUGCGCAUGCACACAACGUGGCCGGAAAUGUUGUUCAUCAUCCAGUGCAUGUACCUGCUGUUGUUAGGCCUCAUAUUGAACCAAUCGAAAUUGACUAUGAAGAAAUUCUACAAAGAGCAAUGACUAAUAGGAUUUUGAACGGAUUAAUUCUUUGAUAACGUGUAUUGCUCUUAGUAAUUUAUUCGUGCAUGCUACAAAAUUUAAAAGGAAUGUUAGAAUAUUUUAUAAAAUGAAAUAUCAGUUUAUUCACUUGUACAUAUUGUACGCCCAAACAACGUGUAGCAUUUUUUUUAAAUCGUAGAAAAGUUUAUUUUCGUCACAUUUUGCCACUCAAUAUUGUCGCAGAUGUUACUUUCAAAAUUUAAAAGGAAUGUUAGAAUAUUUUAUAAAAUGAAAUAUCAUUUUAUUCACUUGUACAUAUUGUACGCCCAAACAACGUGUAGCAUUUUUUUUAAAUCGUAGAAAAGUUUAUUUUCGUCACAUUUUGCCACUCAAUAUUGUCGCAGAUGUUACUUUCAAAAAGUAUGUAAUUUAUUUAAGAUAUGCAGUCGGUCGGCCUAGUUUUAUUAUCAUAUAUAGUUUAGUUUGCGUUCAUAUUUUGCAAUUCAUGUGCGGCGAUCAUACAUGUACACAAUAAUCCAUUUCCAUGAAAAGGUCUAUUUAUUAUUUGUAAUCAAAUCUUCUCAAACUGAAUAAAACAUUUUAUUUUUGUA
Mytilus trossulus (common blue mussel) is the source of this 2632-nucleotide messenger RNA. RefSeq names its product hornerin-like. Lineage: Eukaryota; Metazoa; Mollusca; Bivalvia; Mytilida; Mytilidae. The coding region runs from base 86 to 2074 and encodes 662 amino acids. The transcript is spliced from 2 exons. The record is from RefSeq and is a predicted model, not a curated record.